Molecule: messenger RNA, 1552 nt
Organism: Nerophis ophidion (straightnose pipefish)
Lineage: Eukaryota; Metazoa; Chordata; Actinopteri; Syngnathiformes; Syngnathidae
Product: class I histocompatibility antigen, F10 alpha chain-like
Exons: 8
Coding region: 149-1552 (467 amino acids)
Biological process (GO): immune response
Cellular component (GO): external side of plasma membrane
Source: RefSeq, a predicted model, not a curated record
GCCAGCAGAAGCGUCUGCCUCACACUUUUCCCCCACGUUCAGUUCCUGGUUCAUUUUUCCUGUUUGCGAGUCAAGCGAGUGUUCGUCACUUUUGUCUUUCUCUGCGGGAUUAAAAGCGGCAAACAUCUUUUUGUUUCGCGCUGACAUCAUGAACUUGUUUUUAUUCUUUCUUCUGGUCGUGCAAAUGCACAGCGUGACGCCUGUGAUUCACACGCUGCAGUAUUUCUACACUGCGUCCUCUCAAGUUCCAAACUUCCCAGAGUAUGUGGCUGUUGGUUAUGUUGAUGGAGUUCAGAUUGUUCACUAUGACAGCAACAGCAGGAAAGCAGAAGCCAAACAGGACUGGAUGAACAAAAUCACAGCAGAGGAUCCAAAAUACUGGCAGAGACAAACAGAGAUCAGUGUUGGUAAUGAGUUGAGGGCUAAACACAACCUUGAAGUUCUUAAGAAGCUUUUCAACCAAACUGGAGGUGUUCACAUUCUCCAGUGGAUGUUUGGAUGUGAAUGGAAUGAUGAGACUGAUGAAGUUAAAGGUUGGGAUCAGGAAGGUUAUGAUGGAGAAGAUUUCAUAUCGUUGGACAUGAAGACAUGGACAUUUACUGCAGCAAAACAACAAGCUUUCCCCACCAAACUCAAUUGGGACCAGAACAAACAUCUACUAGAAGACAUUAAGUUUUACUACACUGAGGAAUGUCCUUCUUACUUGAAGAAGUAUGUGAACAAUGGGAAGGAGGUCCUAAUGAGAACAGAGCUUCCAGAGGUGUGCCUGCUCCAGAAGACGCCGUCCUCUCCGGUCAGCUGCAUGGCGACAGGUUUCUACCCCGACGGUGCCGACCUGUUUUGGAGGAAAGACGGCAAGCAGAUCUUCGAGGACGUGGAGCACGGAGAGAUACUCCCCAACCACAACGGAACCUUCCAGAUGUCGGUGGCGCUGAAAGUGGAGGUGACGGCCGACGUGGAGGGCAAGUACGAAUGUGUGUUUCAGCUGUCAGGCGUCAAGGAGGACUUGUUCACCAAGCUGGAGAGAAGAAGCAUCCCGAGCAACGCAAUGAAGAUGCUGGUCCAGGUGAAGUACAACCAACAGCAGAAGUAUGUGAAGCUGGAUGACGUUGAGGGACAGUUUGACUUUCUCCAAUUCCAUGGAAAAGUCAUUGAGAGAUUUUGCCUGCCACCCGAUGCAAGCAUUAUGUACAAGGAUGCAACAGGGACAGAAGUUGAUGCGGAAAUAUUCAGCGACCUGGUUGGACAAGGCAAUGUGGUGCUGACAAUAUUCUCAAGCCAGGAAUUUUCAGACCUGUCCUUGUCCUCUGCAUCUGAGAUCUCUGACUCUAGCUUCAACUCAAGCGGAACUCUUACCAUGGGUGAGAUCCCUCGCAAGAGACAGCGAAAAGAGAAUAAGCAUGAUGCAACAUCAGCUAAACAGAUGCCCGUGUACACUAACAAUCUGAUUGGUGAGGCAGAACUUGAUAAGUGGCCUUACCUCCAAGGCAUUAAAAUUUCUCGGAUAACUGCCAACGUGGACCUGUUAAUUGGUACCAACGCCUCCAAGUGA